AUGAAGACGGCUGCAAAGAACUGUCUUUUAUCGGAUGGCGGUUAUGAUAUCGUUAAGUACCUAGAGCAUGGCUGUGGUGCACCCAUGACCAGCUCGGAAACCGGAUUGCACAGCGGAGAAGCCAUAACUGCCAAUCCAUCCCAACCAGCCAGCCCCCACCCCAACCUCCAGCCCCCACCACAACCUCCAGCCCCCACCCCAACCUCCAGCCCCCACCACAACCUCCAGCCCCCACCACAACCCUCCAGCUCCCACCCAACCCUCCAGACCUCACCCCAACCUUCCAGACCUCAUAUCAACCCUCAAGACCUCUCCCCAACUCUCCAAACCCCACAUCAAGCCUCCCAACCCUCCAGACCCUAUAUCAACCCUCCAGACCUGACUCCAACACUCCACACCUCACAUCAACUAUCCAGACCUCACCCCAACCCUCCAGACCUCACCCCAAUCCUCCAGACCCCACAUGAACCCUUCAGACCUCACAUCAACCCUCCAGACCUCUCCCCAACUCUCCAGACCCCACACCAACCCUCCAGACCUCACCCCAACCCUCCAGACCUCACCCCAACCCUCCAGACCCCACAUCAGCCAUUCAUUCAGACACCAACCCUCCAGACCCCACAUCAACCCUCCAGACCUCACCCCAAUCCUCCAGACCCCACAUCAACCCUCCAGACCUUACCCCAAUCCUCCAGACCCCACAUCAACCCUCCAUACCUCACCCCAACCCUCCAGACCUCACCCCAACCCUCCAGACCCCACAUCAACCAUUCAGACCCCAACCCUCCAGACCCCACAUCAACCAUUCAGACCCCAACCCUCCAGACCUCACAUCAACCCUCCAGACCUCACCCCAACCUUCUAGACCCCAUCCUGUUCUCUAGUUUCCCUCCAUAG
Messenger RNA from Oncorhynchus masou masou (cherry salmon), 897 nucleotides. RefSeq lists its product as uncharacterized. The coding region runs from base 1 to 897 and encodes 298 amino acids. The record is from RefSeq and is a predicted model, not a curated record. The transcript is spliced from 2 exons. NCBI's taxonomy places the organism in Eukaryota, Metazoa, Chordata, Actinopteri, Salmoniformes, Salmonidae.